Siniperca chuatsi (mandarin fish) is the source of this 3630-nucleotide messenger RNA. RefSeq names its product 1-acylglycerol-3-phosphate O-acyltransferase 5 (lysophosphatidic acid acyltransferase, epsilon) (gene agpat5). The transcript has 8 exons. Gene Ontology annotation, molecular function: acyltransferase activity. The record is from RefSeq and is a predicted model, not a curated record. Lineage: Eukaryota; Metazoa; Chordata; Actinopteri; Centrarchiformes; Sinipercidae. Gene Ontology annotation, cellular component: mitochondrion; endomembrane system. Bases 637 to 1734 code for a protein of 365 amino acids.
UUACGUAGGGAGGCGUGUGUGACAUUUGCUGCAAAGAGCUAGUUUAUGAACAGCUAGCCGGAGAAAGAUGAAGAACUAGGGAAGGAAAUAGAAAAUAGUUUGCCUUUUAACAACUGAGCUGACGUCUGGGUUACACUUUGUUAUCGUACCCACAUUAAAGAAGACAGUUUGUAUCAAAUGUAGCGUUAGGUAAAACUUCCUUUUUGGCUAAACACGUUAAAUAGUAGGCUAACGCUGUCUCUUAACUUAUACAGACAGUAACGUUAAAUGUACGAGUUUGGGCUGAGGUGGUGUUCUGGUUUGCCGUUCUGAGAUGUGGAUACUAAUCAGAUAACUGCAGUUAAUUUCGUUUUUUUUAUUGCAGUAUGGGUGGACGUUAAUUUAUCGCUUAAGCCGACUUGGCUAACUGCGGUUUGCACACAAGGUUAAAUUUAGCUUUAGCCAGCUAGCUCCUCAUUUCCCUCUUGCUGCAGCUUUCUCACUUUCCUAUGCUGACUUGUCAGGCCAGGUGUGCUGAAAGUAGGCCAGGUGCGGUGCUGUAACUUAAUCAAAGUGCUCACAGAGUGUGGGACUAAGUCCAACAGCCUAAGUUACUUCAGGGAUUUUUGUUAGUUUAGUGGAGCCAGAAGUACGAUCAUGCUGCUCUCCUUGGUUGUGCACACAUACUCGCUGCGGUACUGGUUUCCAGCCACGAUCAUGCUGGGGACAGCCCCAGCUUAUCUGCUGUCAUGGGGGGCUUGGCGCUUACUUUCAACUGUCUUACCAGCGAGAGUGUAUCACAAGUUGGACGACCGGUUGUAUUGCAUCUACCAGAGUAUGGUCCUGUUCUUCUUUGAAAACUACACAGGAGUUGAGAUUGUUAUAUAUGGAGAUAUACCAAAGAACAAAGAGAACGUGAUCUACCUGUCUAAUCACCAAUGUACAGCUGACUGGAUCAUCGCUGACAUGCUCGCCAUCAGGCAGAGUGCUCUCGGUCAUGUCAGAUACGUCCUUAAAGAUGGACUCAAGUGGCUCCCACUAUAUGGAUGGUAUUUCUCUCAGCAUGGAGGAGCCUACGUGAAACGAAGUGCAAAGUUUAAUGAAAAGGCGAUGAAGAAGAAGCUCCUCACUCAGACUCAAUCUGGAGCACCAAUGUACCUUGUCAUCUUCCCAGAAGGAACUCGGUAUAAUCCAGAGCUCAAGAAUGUUAUCGCUGACAGUCAGGCUUUUGCUACGAAAGAAGGACUGGCUGUUCUGAGGCACACACUUACACCCAGAAUGAAGGCCUCUCACAUAGCCAUCGAGGCCAUGCAGGGCCACCUGGACGCUGUGUAUGAUGUCACAGUGGCCUACGAGGGAACGCUGAACACCUCCGGUCAUAGAAAACCUGCACCAUCAAUGCCAGAAUUCCUGUGCAAAGAAUGUCCCCGAGUCCACAUACACUUCGACCGUGUGGACAUAAAGGAAAUUCCUACAGAGCCACUGUUUUUCCGCAGGUGGCUGCACGAGCGAUUCGAAAUCAAGGACCGGCUGCUGACGGAUUUCUACGAGUCGGAGGAUGCAGACAAAAUAUGCAGGUUCCCCGGGGAAGGCAAACCUUCUCCUCUGAACCUCUCUAAAACCCUUCCAUCAGUGAUUAUCUUGGGGGGACUGACAUUGCCAUUACUGCUGACAGAGAACGGCAGGAAACUGUACGUGAGAACCUGGGUGUACGGGACACUGCUGGGCUGGCUGUGGGUGAACUUUUUCCCUUAACGUACAGGGCGGAGGCUGCAACGAUGAGACAUGGAGAGACGGUGCCAUUUUCCUGUGUGACAACAACACAAGGUGUGUUCCAGAUGCGAAGCAGCAUCUGAUAAGAGGCUCAGAGAUUUAUCCCACAUGUCUGACUCUCUGUUGACCUUGAGCUGCAAGCUGAACGGAGAUGCGGAGAAUUGUUAAGCUUUUUGUGCUACUUGUUCCCUCGCAUUAUUUGGAUUUUCAGCCUGAACUGAUGAGAAAACAUGAGUGGAUUUGUUGAAAAGUAUUAAGAGUUCUCAAAAUACCCAAUAUGAUCUCUGCUAUGAAAAAAUUGCUAUAUACUUCUCUUAAAAUAAUUUCUCCCUUCAACAGAUUUAGCCAAAUUAAUAUUCUCGCUUGCUCACCAUCAAACAUUGCCCAGUUUUAAAGCUCUUAUGACAUUUAUUGAAUUCUCAAAAAUUUAAUAAUCACGGUUAGCUACUGUAUCUAACUGACACAGUACACUAGCCCACUGAUGAUAGAUCAUUAAUUAUUAAGUGCACUGACUCAUUGACAUUGGUUGUAAUGUUGUCUGUUAUUUAUGUCAAGUCCCAUAUCAGGAGGAUUAUGCACUUUGCUCAUUUAAAGUGAUGUUUUUUCAUUAGUAGAACAAAAUAAAUAGCACGCAGUCCCCUAUAGGGGCUCAUAAACAUGACACCAGCUGCAUCGUUUACCAUAAAUAUUCAUACAGACAUCACUUUGUUUUAUAUUGAUAAUGAAUGUAGCCGUGAAAACAUGUUCAUGUAUGCAUAUAUGAAAAGAGUACAUGUUUUUUAGUAUCCAACACCCAAGAUUUGGAUUUUGCUAAUGUUAAUUACUCAAAAAUAUACAAUAUAUUGUAUAUUUUUGAGUAAAGUCUUUGUCACUGAUGAUGCCACAGGGAGCUCAAGUGGAGGAAUGCGUGUUAAAAAUUUUAAUGUUCUACCAACGUAAAAUAUUACUUACCUUAAAAUGUCGAUCAUUGCCAAAACCUGGUGUAUUUACCAUGAUGUUGUACAAGUGUGUUAAGUUGAGCAAUACUUGUUUUAAUGCCAGCCCGGAUGACAGCAAAAUGUCUUUUCAGGGUUUUUUUGGGGGGAGGGCUAAAUACAUUAUAAUUUGAUUUUUUUUGUCAAUUUAAUCAUAGUUCCAUAACUGUUCUAUGCAUUUGUUACUUUGAAUACCAUGUUACAGCUCACAUUAAAGUAUUUACCUAGCAAAAUGACAAAGCCAUGUUAACAGUAUAUCACAGGCUCCUGUGCACUCAAAGCCAUUUGUAUAAUUAUCACUGUAUUUGUGAAAUGCACUGUAUGUCCAUUGUUGUUGUUGUUUACAGUAAUGAAACCAUUGCAUUUUCCACGAGUCACUUUACAUAUUUGCCAUCUUGUCUUCCUCUAAAGUUAGUCUGAGAUAUGUUUUCCAUGUGGAUGGUACAGUAAAUCCCAUGCUUUUUACAUGUCGCCCCAAUACCUCACUUGAAUAAUCCUUCCUUGUUCUUAAAUGACCCUUGUCAGCCAUUUUAUAGUCAUUUUUAUCCUGACAAGACGAGACUGUAACUCAUCAGGAAACUCUAUGUAGACAGUAUUUAAAUGCCAACGGAUUUUGGAAAUGUGUGCCUUCUCUUUGGAGGAACACGUCUUCAGCCCUCUCACGGAGGGCCACAAUGGCUCUUUUCCACCAGGUGACUGCAUGGAGGCGCUCUGCUGGAGCUGCUGCUCACUGCAGCAUGUGGUCACAUUGUCUACCGUUCAUAGUGGCUUAUUUUGCUCUAAGAAUGCAUUAAUUUACACUUUUUGAGGACUAUUAUGAAAUGAUGAAAACCUUUUAAUGUGUGUGAGUUCUGGAAAUGGGGGUUCAGAGUGAAAUAAAGUGGUUUUCUUUGGGGAGAGUCAA